CUGGUUUUUUUUCUCCUCCCUGCCAGCAGCGCAUACUACCGCGCUUACACCGGCCCUGACACCCUCGUUUCCUUCGCGACGAGUGAGAGAUAGAAAGAGAAGGUCAUUAGAAGCAGUGAAGUUCCUUUUCGCCUAGAGCGACGCUGCAAAACAAAACAAAUGCAUCCUCCGGAACCUGUCCCACGUGCAGCGUAGGAGCCCAUUUUGUCUCUCAACUGGAGAGGCGAACCAAGUUGCGGGCUGCUAGACCUGCGAGAAGGCUCCUGCAUUCUCAACGAAGCUCUGUGAACGGAUAGCACGCGUAGAUUCGUCCUCCGCUCGCGAUGCGUGCAGUGAAAGUGUGACCACGUCGCCGUUGUUGACGCUGUUUGCUGGCUAGCGCAAAGGGACACUUCGGAGGCUCUGAGCGGGGAGCUUAGCGCCAACCGACGUCUCUUCCUCUUCCUCGUGCAAGGACGCACUUUCCGUCGUGCUGUAGGCGUCAGAUAGAGUCGGUGGUGUUGGCACCGCAGGCCAACGGUGCUCGCUCUGUGAGUGCAUCGCAAACGGCCAUAGCCUUUGGCUGUUGUUAUUGUUUUCGUCCGUGUGGUUGAGCCAGGAACGAACAGACGAAAAUAUGGAUUCCGGAGCAGUGCUUCUGAACGUGUCGAGGCUGGGAAACGAGCUUUCGUCAAACUACUACGACAACCUGGCGUUAGAUCGGCAAAUCAAGACCACCACCUUUGAUGGCCCACUUGGAGCAAAGCUGCCGAUCCAGAGUGAAGUGAACGGAAAUGGCCGCCAGAACGGGUUCAGAAACUUCGAGAGUAUCGACCUUGCCUGGAGGAACCUUACCUACAAAGUCAAGUCCGGCAGAACCAGUAGGAACCUGGUACAGAACAUGAGUGGCGAAGUGCGUUCUGGUACACUAACAGCAGUCAUGGGUCCUUCCGGUGCUGGCAAGACGACAUUGCUCAACUUGCUUACGGGUUUCUAUGACAAGGGCUACACGGGAGAAGUUCACAUCAACGGCUACGUGCGCGAACGGGAGCUGUUCAACAAGCAGAGCUGCUACGUCAUGCAGGAAGACCGUCUGCUGCCUCUUCUGACGGUAUUCGAAGCCAUCUCCAUGAGCGUUGAACUGCGAAUGCCGAACAUUGAACCAAAGGACAAGGCCAAGAAGGUAGAGCAGUCAAUACAAGAAUGGGGCCUGGAGGUGUGCCGAAACACUCUCACGGAGAACCUGUCUGGCGGCCAGCGGAAGCGGCUAGCCAUCGCCCAGGAGCUGGUCAACAACCCACCUGUUCUGUUCCUCGAUGAACCUACAAGUGGUCUGGACAACGUAUCUAGUCUCAUGUGCGUGCAGAUCCUCAAGCGGAUGGCAUCCAUGGGUCAUACGGUCGUUUGCUCCAUACAUGCCCCCAGUGCCAAGAUAUUCUCUUAUUUCGAUAUGCUGUACAUGGUCUCCGGAGGACGGUGCAUCUACAAUGGUGAAGUGGAUAAUCUUCUGGGAUUCCUUUCGAGACAAGGCCUGCAGUGCCCACCGUUUCACAACCCCGCCGACUACAUUAGCGAGAUAGCGUCCGGCGAGUACGGCGACUGCUGCGAAAGGCUGAGCGACGAGUUCGAGCUUCCCGAGCCGGAUAGAAGCGCGGUCGUCCAAGGGACACGGUCAAAGUACGGCGGAGUGAUCAUGACCAACGAGGUACGUUGUGCAUUUAUUGCAAGCCUGUUGUGUUGGAAGAAAUGUACUUGCAUUCGCUGGCUUGAAAGUAAAUUGGUGACAGGCAUUGCAUUCUCAAAUCAAACGUACCUUCCAACACUUUCUAAGGCUGCUACUUUUGCACCAGUUACACGCACCAAAUCAUGGCACUAAAGUUAUUCGAUCGAGAAGGUUGGAAAAUCGGCACAGGCAAAGUUCAACUGGAAAUUUGGCGGCUUCUCUUACAUCAUUUCACUUUCCUGGCAAUGUUUCACUGUCGAGCCAAUCACAACGC
Messenger RNA from Dermacentor silvarum, 1976 nucleotides. RefSeq names its product ATP-binding cassette sub-family G member 1. Gene Ontology annotation, cellular component: plasma membrane. Gene Ontology annotation, molecular function: ATP hydrolysis activity; ATP binding. NCBI's taxonomy places the organism in Eukaryota, Metazoa, Arthropoda, Arachnida, Ixodida, Ixodidae. The record is from RefSeq and is a predicted model, not a curated record. Bases 617 to 1855 code for a protein of 412 amino acids. The transcript is spliced from 8 exons.